Molecule: messenger RNA, 975 nt
Organism: Colletotrichum acutatum
Lineage: Eukaryota; Fungi; Ascomycota; Sordariomycetes; Glomerellales; Glomerellaceae
Exons: 2
Coding region: 37-789 (250 amino acids)
Biological process (GO): lysyl-tRNA aminoacylation
Cellular component (GO): cytosol
Molecular function (GO): ATP binding; lysine-tRNA ligase activity; tRNA binding
Source: RefSeq, a predicted model, not a curated record
GAGUUCUACCAAGCCUUUGCCGACGUCUACGACAUCAUGGACCUGACCGAAGAGCUCGUGAGCGGCCUCGUCAAGCACGUCACUGGCGGCUACAAGACCAAGUUCCACACCCAGCACGGUGAGGUCUACGAGGUCAACUGGGAGAAGCCCUGGAAGCGCUUCGAGAUGAUUCCCGAGCUCGAGAAGGCCACGGGCGAGAAGUUCCCCCCCGCCGACCAGCUCCACACUGCCGAGACCAACGAGUUCCUCCAGAAGGUCCUUAAGAAGAUGAACCUCGAGUGCUCACCGCCCCUGACCAACGCCCGCAUGAUCGACAAGCUUGUUGGCGAGUACAUUGAGGAGCAGUGCGUCAACCCCUCCUUCAUCUUCGGCCACCCGCAAGUCAUGAGCCCUCUCGCCAAGUACCACCGCGACAUUCCCGGUCUGUGCGAGCGCUUCGAGGCCUUUGUGUGCAAGAAGGAGAUUGUCAACGCCUACACCGAGUUGAACGAUCCCUUUGACCAGAGACUGCGCUUCGAGGAGCAGGCCCGCCAGAAGGACCAGGGUGACGACGAGGCCCAGCUCAUUGACGAGAACUUCUGCAUGUCUCUCGAGUACGGUCUGCCGCCUACCGGUGGCUGGGGUAUGGGUAUCGACAGAAUGGUCAUGUUCUUGACCGACAACUACAGCAUCCGUGAGGUGCUUGCCUUCCCCUUCAUGAAGGAGGAGAAGCAGGGCGAGAAGAAGGCCUCCGCAGCUGAGGUCGUCGGCGUCAAGCCUGUCCCCGAGGAGGGAAUUGCCCACAAAUAGAGAGUUCUCGACAUGGCUGGGAUUGGAUGUCAAGACGAAUCGCCCUGUAUGAUUGUCUACAAGUGACGCACGCGGAGAAUAAAAAGAGAAAGUGUACGCCCCCAGUGAUAUCCGGCAGACGUUCCGUAGUCUAGAGUUGAGCUUCUAUUAAGAAAAAAAAGAAUCAAAAGGUUUUGAAUGGGAUAG